Patella vulgata (common limpet) is the source of this 5895-nucleotide messenger RNA. Its product is annotated as BTB/POZ domain-containing protein KCTD7. Gene Ontology annotation, biological process: protein homooligomerization. The record is from RefSeq and is a predicted model, not a curated record. The transcript has 2 exons. NCBI's taxonomy places the organism in Eukaryota, Metazoa, Mollusca, Gastropoda, Patellidae. Bases 123 to 1016 code for a protein of 297 amino acids.
AGAAUAAAAUUUACCGUUACACUAGUUACAGAGCAGUUAUAUUUGUUUUGAUGGGUAGUUUCUCUGAUCAGCUUACGAUAUGUUGACAGUUUCAUUGUAACUGGCAUUCCGAAGAGUUAAUAAUGUCAAACAUGUCGAAUGGCAGCGAUGAGUCGCUGGGUUCCACCGAGGAGAUCAUAACGGUUCGUGAAAUUAAGCAGCAGACACCUAUAAUGACAAGAUCUGCCUUUUCCGUCGGAAGGGAUCACAGUGAUGAAUCCAAUAGUCAGUGGUCACCUACAAGAUCCCCAACACGAUCCUCGCAAAAUGCAACGGGAAACUUAAGAGGUGAUCAUCCCUUUCCUCCUAUUAUACCAUUAAAUGUUGGGGGUGUUACAUACAUGACAAGAUUAUCAACAUUGUUACGUUAUCCUGAUUCUAUGCUUGCAGCCAUGUUUAGUGGAAGGUAUCAAAUAGAUUUGGACAAAGACAAUAAUUUCUUUUUGGAUAGCAAUGGUGCCAUAUUUGGUCAUAUAUUGGAAUACUUGCGACAUGGAACAUUACCACCAUAUGAUAUGUGUAGUUUAGUUCACAGGGAUGCAAUGUAUUAUGGACUGGUUGAACUUGCUGAACAAUUGUCUUUAAAACCAGAAAUGGCCACAAUUGCCGUGCGGGAAGCUCACAGGGGUCAAUUUCCUAACUACCAACAUGUAAAAGAGACUGUGAUCAAAGUUGGUAUUGAAAAUGCCACUUGCAACAAAAUUGGUGGAGUUGUGAUUCAUGCAAUGAGGACGGAAUUCAAACCUAAAGUACAAAAUUUUAACCCAAAACAUGGUUGUGUUGUGGAGCAAGCACAUGUUAGUGUUGGACCAUGGGAAGGUUUAGCAGACGAAGAAGUAUUUAUACGAUGUUUAGAAAGUGACCUGAUUGAAGAAGGCUUUAAUAUCAAAUCCCAUGAUGGCAAAAGAAAAUGCAAAUAUUAUUAUGGCCAAACUUGCCAAAAAUUUGUUUUUAGAAUUCAGUUUGUAUUUGAUUAAUAUACUUUACAGCCAUGCUUCCUUAUAAGGGAAAUGUGGUAUAUAUACUCUUCAAAAAAACGUAGGGGAUAUUCAGAAACAAUACACAGUGUUUAAGGUCAUGAGACGAAGAAGCCUAUUGAUUUUCAGCGAUUUCCGAUAAUUACUGCCAGAGUUAUGGCCCUUGAUCACUUUGAAAAAUCUUGUGGACGCUCUAGAGGCUAAAGUUAAUAUCCAAUUGACUUUAAAUUUAUACACAGUGUUUGAGGCCAUGAGACGAAGAAUCAUAUUGAUUUCGGAUAAUUACAGCCAAAGUUAUGGCCCUUGAUCACUUUGAAAAAUCUUGUGACGCUCUAGAGGCUAAAGUUAUUAUCCGAUUGACUUCAGAUUGAUACACAGAGUUUAAGGUCUUGAGACCAACAAGUAUAUUGAUUUUCAAUGAAUCUUUAUGAAAUGAAAUGAAAUGAAAUGGAGUUUAACGUCCUACUGUUGAAUCUUUAUGACUUGAACAGCUAAAUCCAUGAUGUUAAAAAUUUCGUAUACUAAACGUUAGCAUGGGGCAGAAGUUUAUAAAAACCAACAAAUUCUAAUGAUUUUCUUAUAAUUACUUAAUGAGUUGUUACUCUUAAUCAGAUUUUAAUGUAGUAUAAAUGUCUCACUUCACCAAUCCUCAGACAUUCAGCAAUUCGUCAUGGCAUGCUCCUAAUCAACCGUCCAAUCAAGAUUUGGGGCAAUCUGACCCACUCCUCUUGCAGUGCCACGGUCAAUUCUUGCAAUGUUGUCGGUUGACGUCGACGAACACGCCUUCCGAUCAAAUUAAACGUAACACACUAAAGCAAAGAUACGCUUAACAGUAAAUCUUAUGCAAGAACCGAUAGGAAAGCAAACAUGGAUAGGAUAAACCAGCAAGCGGCAGUUUUCAUCAACCCUUCCUUGAAGUGUCAAAUUUGACAAUGAACCCCUCCCAUGUGUAUGGUGCUAUUGCGUGUCGUACAUGCAGCUCAGUGGUUCUGUUGGGGAGAUAAGUUAUUCAUCUGUGAACAUACUCUCAAAGCAUGUCAAGUGUCCAUGAUUAUUUAUCAUGUCACAACUUGCGUAGGUAUUUGAUUUUCAAUAUCCCCAACUUUUUUUGAAGAGUAUAUAUAUAUAUACAAUACAAGAGAGAGAGAGAGAGAAUAGGGUUUAAUGUCCACUCAACACAAACUAGGUCAUUUCGGGACUAACACAUGGUUCAAUUUUAUUUCAAUAGUUUGCUUGCGCAUAGGGGUCUUUUGCAGUGGGAGGAAACCGGAGGACCCAGAGAAAACCCACAAGGUUGGACGGGCGACUCUACUCCUUAUCACGUAUAACCGGGGAAUCAAAACCACACUCAAUACCACAAGACAGUCACAUUCUAUACAUGUGUUCUGUACAUGAUAUGCCAUGCAUUGGCUAAGUAUUCGCUAUUCAAGAAUCAACCAAUAAUCUGCGAGUUAAUGCACAGAGCAUAGGUAUAUAAGGCUGUAUCUUUUCCCUUGUAUCUCAUUGUCUUCGAUAUCACUUCGGUGCAAGCAGACAUUAAAUAUAGCUAUUUCACACACACACACCCACACUUGACACACACUUGUACCUAUAGAAAAGAUAACAAUAUUAAAUUAAUUUACCAGAAACUUUCACCUUUAAUAUUAUGGUAUAAAAUGUGAGAUUAUAGUAUGUAUUUAAUAUAUUUGUGAUCCUUGAUUUAAAGUUGUAUAUACAUGUAACAGACUGUUUAAUGUUAACGCUUGUUUAUCUAGCAAAGGGUUUAUUAUACUUAGUUUUAUUGAAGAAAUAUACCAAAAUUAUAUUUCUAGGGCCUACACACAGUGAUGAUAGUUUCACUGUUUUUAAUGUAUUUAUGAUAAUGAUUUUGGACACAUCUUUAAUCAAUAGAUAUUAUAAGUAGAUAGUGACUGUGAUAUUUCACAAAUAAUGCACUGAACUACAUGUAUGUCCAGUUACUUCUUCACUGUCUAUAAAAUACUUUUAAAUAUAAUCUUGAUUUUAUUUUUUUAAACACAUUUACUUUCAGUCCUAUUCUUUGAUCUCACAUACAUUAAUCUUCUUUCUAUUCCUGUAUUUCAUACAACCACACUCAAAGUGUGGCUAUAUUUUGAUCACCCUUGUGUGUCUGUCCUAUUCAUAAUAAUUUUUAGGUUCCUGGUUGGGGAAAUUAGAGCUUUAGCCAUUUUUGAUGACAUAUACAAGCAAGUAAAUGUGUUGUUUCAUCAUGUAGUUGUGUCCUAUUGAAUAUUUAUGAUUUUCAGUGAUUAUUAACAGAGUUUUAGCCUUUUAUUCAAAAAUAUUUCUGUAAUAUGCUAAUUUUUCUGACAGACUUCCAUGUGGUGAUAGCUCCUGUGGACUAUGUAGACAACAGAAUUAUCAGUGGCUGUACAUCAUGUAUAAUUAUUUAAAGUUAUUUUUGAUCACUUUAUUCUAACUGUAAUAUUAGUUUGUGACUUGCCUUUAAAAUUUUACUUAAAACUUAAAAAAAACAUAACAACCAUGCCUUAUACCCAUGAUAUAUAUGUGUGGUUUAAUGUUCGAGUGUUGUUUCAAUAUACUCUUCAAAGAAACUGCAGAAAUGCACUGAUGUUUUUAAUAGAAGCAACCAGUGUGUGUUAAUAACUGGCCAAUUGUUUACACAUAAACAUAAACAGUUCAUAUGGGCGGCUUAUCUGAUGGCCCCAUUUCUCUGGCAAUGAGAUACACUGUCAAAAGUAAAAAUGGACGUUUUUGAUUUUUGUCUUAAUAAUGAGUAAUUGCUCCACCAAUCCUUAGAGGCAUGCUCCUAAUCAACCAUCCACGACCAAUUCUUGCAGUGUUGUCGGUUGAAGUUGACGUCGAUAAACACGUCUCCCAAUCAUGUCCCAGACAUGCUCUAUAGGGGAAAGGUCAGGACUCAUGGCUGGCCAAGGCAUAUGGACAAUAUGGUGAUGCUGGAGGUGGUCAUUCAUGACACGAGCGCGGUGGGCAUGGGCAUUAUCAUCUUGAAAGGUGAAACUUUGACCUGCACGUUGAGCAAAGGGCAGAAGUAUCGGUGCUAGGAUGUGGUCAUGGUAGUACACACCAGUGACCCUUCCUUGAACAAUUCCCCAUAACAGACCCAUGCCCAAAUCUGUCAUGCUGCCUGGCGUUAUCGUUAGCAUAACGCUCAUUUACACACCUCCAAACGCAAGCUCUCCUAUCGGUCAAAUCCAGAGUAAAUCUGGACUCAUCUGAGAACAUUACACACGCCCAUCAACGAUUACCCCAAUUCUAUGCUGCCUACACCAUUGACAUCUAUUUGCCAUGUGCUCGUGAGUUAAUGGACGCACAACACGUGGUCGUCGCGCAUGCAAAUGGGCUGCAUGUAGGCUUUACAGGACCUGUGUACAAAUGUAUCGAUCCUGGGCUUAUCAUCAACAUUGUGUGUUUGUUGGUACCGGUUCCACAGUCUGCUGAUCACAGACUGUUACACAUUAAGCAUGUUGGCUACUGCUCGCUGUGUAGAACCCAUUUCAAGCAUGCCAAUAGCAUGUAGACGUUCAUCAUGCUUAAGAAGUCUCAUUGCAAAUUAAACAUAACACACUAAAACAAAGAUAUGCUAAACAGUAAAUCUUAUAUGCAAGAACUGAUAGGAAAGCAAACAUGGAUAGGAUAAACCAUCACGCGUCAGUUUUCAUAAACCCUUCCUUGAAGUGUCAUAUUUGACAAUGUACCCCUCCCACGUGUAUGGCGCUAUUGCUUGUCGCACGUGCAACUCAGUGGUUCUGUUGGGGCGUUAAGUUCUUCAUCUGUGAACACACUCAAAGCAUGUCAAGUGUUCAUGACUAUCAUAUCACAACCUGCAUAGGUAUUUGCAUUUCAAUAUCCCCUACUUUUUUUAAAGAGUAUAUUAUGCAGUAUCUUGCUCCGACCAUUAAACAACUUAAAAUACUGAUACACUACCUUGCAAGCACAUUUCAAUGAAAUUUUCAUGCAAGUCCAAUAUUUCAUCUAGUAUAUAUAAUUGCCAGUACCAUUAUUUAUAAUGAAAUUUUUAAUAGUUUACGAUUGGGACUUCUUUUACCCUUACCAAUUUAACAAAGAUGUAGGCUAUGAGAUUUAUAUGCAAAUUCUCUGCGUUGUUUUUUAAUUAUUAUUAAUUUGGCAGGUUAUAUAAAAUAAUUAUAUGUACAGAUAUCAAUAGUCAUAUUAUAAUUAACUGUGAUUUAAUGUUUUAUAUAUUUGUUACUACUAAACCGGUUAUAUAUUAUGUUUGUAUUUUAGCUUAAUGUUGCAUAUAGUCAUUUAUUGGUCAAGAUAUUAUAUAAAUCCAAGAUGCAAUGAAAAUAUGUUUUUCUUUCCUUUUGAAAUUAUCUUAAUAAUUAUGCCUACAAGCCAGAAACAUAAAUAAUCAAAAAUAAAUUUUAAUUACAACAAAGUUGAUAUUAUGUAAGUUUGUGUUGUGUAGGCUGUUGCAAUAUUAAUAUUAAGUGUAGCCAUUGUUUGAUGGUCGUUUACUAAAGAAUGUUAUGUUCUUUUAUUUAAUAUAACUGUGCCAAGAGAUCUAUUGGUCUAUGCAUCUGGAGUCGACCAAUCACAUGCAACACAUUACCAAAUGUGUUGCAUCCCCACAUGAUUUUAAAUCAAGAUGUGGUGGAGAUACCAAUUGAAUAAUGAAACAGUGCAUAAAUUUUGGUGUAAUUUAAAUUGAAUUAAAGCGAUGCCAUAUAUUCAACAUUUAUUUUUAGAUAAUGGCCAAAUUGAUUUAGCCCUAGGUUGUUGUAGAGAUUAUUCUUGUUUUAUGAUAUUAACAGGGCAUUCCCAACCAUUAUUAUAUUAAUAUGGUAGUCUAACAUGUUUUACACUUUAAUCUUAUUAUAUUCUAGUUAUGAAAAAUAUAAAAAAUAGCACUCUA